UUCACAAUCCACAGUUGAUGCAGGCAUCAUAUCGGCUGCCGGAUGGAACCUUGGUGUCGCCUUAUGCAGAACCACAUUCUUCACCACAGCUUGGUCAGGCCUUGCAAAACCAACAAAUCCGAGGUGCUUCAUACACUUUGCCAGAUGGAUCAGUUAUUAGGGACCCACGAAUUCCCCAGAAGCCCAUGUCUCCUAACCUUGCCAGAGCUCUUCAGAACCAGGAUCUCAGGAAUGCUACAUAUACUCUACCGGAUGGCACAAUUAUAAAUCAGAGACAGCAAGUAGGCAAUUAUUUAUAAUUCCUAAAUCCACCUUUUAUUGUCAUUUUCCAUUGUGUUUCUGUCUUUGCUCUUUUUCCACAGCAACCUGUUUCACCAGACUUGGCUAAAGCUCUAAAAAACCCAGCCCUCCGUGACGCUUCCUAUUCGCUCCCUGAUGGUACCAUUGUCAUUGACCCAAAGAAACCAAAAUCCCCCAACCUUGCAGCUGCACUUCAGAACCCUUACUUGAAAAGCGCAUCUUACACACUGCCUGACGGUACUAUUAUCAUUGAUCCACGGAAGCCCGUCUCUCCGAAUCUUUUCAAUGCCAUUCAGAACUCCGCCCUCAAGAAUGCCUCUUUUAACCUGCCGGAGGGAGUUCGUGACCCUAAUACACCCAUACCACCAGACUUGUUCAAGGCACUUAAUAACCCAGCCUUGAAAGGGGCAACUCUCACACUACCUGAUGGAACCAUGAUAGUUGACCCGAGAAAACCAAAGAGUCCCACGCUUACGGCCGCCCUUCAGAACCCCUACCUGAAGGACGUAUCCUACACCUUGCCUGAUGGAACCAUCAUCAUCGACCCUCGGAAACCACUCACUCCUGACUUGUCCAAAGCUCUCGGGAAUCUUGAUAUUCGCAAAGCUACAUACCAGCUCCCGGAUGGUUCCCUGAUCAUUCCCGGUCAGCAGCCUAAAACUCCAAACCUUUCUGCUGCCCUGAGGAACAACAUGGGCCUUCGUUCUGUAGAUCUCUUCCAUCUUCCUCAAAACUCUGUCCUGUCAGGGGCACCUAAACCCUCCACUCCAAAUCUCGCCUCUGCCCUUACCAAUGAAGACCUGCGUGCUGUUCGUUACAGGUUGCCUGAUGGUUCCGUUCUGACGAGACGGUUCCAUAAUCCCAAUCUGGUCGAUGCAAUCCAAAACCAGCAGCUCCGCUAUGCUUCGUACAGGCCACCGACAGGACUACAGGGUGCAGAUAAUCGAUACGCCGUGAUUCCACCCUAUGGGCCGUAUUCAGGCCACUGGGCCAGGAAUGCCAGAGGUGGUGGGGAAGCAGGGGAGGACGUUUGGGCUGCAGAGAGAGUUUUGCCUCACGGUACAGUCCAGAAUCUGGCCAAGUGGUCCAUGUACAGAGAAGCUGGAGUCUUGGAUGGAUAUUUACCCACACCUAAAGUUGAAGAUGAUCAAAUUCAAGAUCCAGACUGGACUCCAGUCAGAGAGAGGGUGCCUGGGCAAAGCUGGUAUGAUAAGAUCUACUCUGUCUUAAGCAUGCCAACGACUGGCCACAGGGUGAAACGCUGGGCCGAGGGUGCAGAAGACUUGACGCAGCUGCCUGAACUGAACGAGACCACGGUUCUGAUGAAUCUCAAAAAACGCUUCGACCAGGAGCUCAUUUAUACCUACAUCGGCAGUAUCCUUGUGUCUGUUAACCCUUACAAGUUGCUAAACAUUUACGGCACAGACAUGGUGCUCCAGUAUGAGGGCCACGGCUUGAUCGACAACCCUCCUCAUCUUUUUGCCCUUGCUAAUCUCUCGUACACAACAAUGAUGGAUGCCAAAAACAACCAGUGUAUUGUGAUCAGCGGUGAAAGCGGGUCUGGGAAGACAGAAGCAACUAAACUGAUCCUACGAUACUUGACAGCCAUACAUCACAAACGCAAUGUAACCCAACAGAUCCUAGAAGCCACACCUUUGUUGGAGUCCUUUGGGAAUGCCAAAACGGUGCGGAAUGACAACUCUUCACGAUUUGGCAAAUUCACACAGAUCUGCAUGGAGGAGGGUGUAAUCAGCGGUGCCAUAACAUCUCAGUACCUGUUGGAGACGUCCCGCAUUGUCUUUCAGGCCAAAUCGGAGAGAAACUACCACAUCUUUUACGAGAUGUUGGCCGGUCUUCCUCCGCACGAGAAGCGCUCGCUAUAUCUGCAGGAUGCUGAGACCUACUAUUAUCUCAAUCAGGGAGGCGACUGUAAGAUCGACGGGAAGGACGACGCCGAGGACUUCAGACGGCUGCUGAAUGCCAUGGACAUCUUGCGCUUCGCCCCCGAGGAGCAAACAGCCAUCUACAGACUUUUGUCCUCCAUCCUCCAUCUAGGCAACGUCUACUUCCAGUCAAACCAGACCAAGGCCGAAGGUCAAGAGGCAGCGUCAGUGGUGAGCGCUCAGGAGAUUAGGGUGGUGGCAGAGCUGCUGCAGGUGUCUCCCGAAGGCUUGCAAAAGUGUGUCACCUUUAAAAUGAUGGACACGGUCAGGGAAAAGAUCUACACUCCCCUCACAGUGGAGAGUGCUGUGGAUGCCAGAGACGCUGUUGCCAAGAUCCUCUACUCGCUGCUCUUCAACUGGCUGACAGAGCGCAUCAACGGACGCGUGUACCCCCGCAACGAAGCGCUCUCCAUCUCUAUACUGGAUAUUUAUGGAUUUGAGGAGCUCCAGGUGAACAGUUUUGAGCAGCUGUGCAUCAACUACGCCAAUGAAACUUUGCAGUUCUACUUUAACAAAGUCAUCAUCCAGCAGGAGCAGGAGGAGUACAUGCGGGAGCAGAUUGAGUGGCAGCAGCAGCCCUUCAGCCACAACCAGGCCUGCAUGGACCUCAUUGCCGCAAAGCCUCAUGGGAUACUGCGCAUACUGGACGAUCAGUGUGGUUUCCCUCAGGCAACAGACCACACCUUCCUUCAGAAGUGCCAUUAUCACCAUGGUAACGACCCUCUCUACGCCAAGCCAAAGAUGCCACUUCCACAGUUCACCCUCCAGCACUACGCUGGGAACGUCACCUAUCAGGUGCACAAGUUCUUGGACAAGAACUUUGACACGGUCCGCCAGGAUGUCCUGGACCUCUUCAUCCAGAGCAAAAGCAGAAUGGUGUCCGAUCUCUUCCUCAAACAUUCCGAGGCCGUGUCCCUGCAGCGCUCCCAUGCACGCCGCAGCAGCACGGCUCGCCGCUUCCAGGCCAACACGAUCAGCGCAAAGUUCCAGAGCAGCUUACAGGAGCUGCUGGAGAAGAUGGAGAGGUGCAACCCUUAUUUUGUGCGAUGCAUCAAGCCAAACCACCAUAAGGAGGCCGGAGUGUUUGACACGGAGCUGGUGUGCACGCAGCUGCGUUAUUCCGGAAUCAUGGAGACCAUCCGGAUCCGCAAGGAGGGUUAUCCAGUCAGACUUCCAUUUCACAGCUUCCUCUCAAGAUACAAAGCCCUGCUGUGUAUGAAAGAGCCUCCGCCCGCCGUGGGAGAAAACUGCGCCAUCAUGCUGCGCAAACUGGGCCCCGUCAAGGUCGGGUCCUUUCAGCUGGGAGUCAGUAAGAUCUUUCUAAAAGAGGAUCUGCAUCAGCUGCUGGAGGGCAAGCGUGACCGCCUGCUCAACAUUGCCGCCCUCACAUUGCAGAGAUAUGUGCGCAUGUACUUCAUCCGCAAGAACUUUGUUAAGUUCCGACGCUGCAUGACACUCUUUCGGGCUCGCUGCAAAGGCUACGUGAUUAGAAAAAAGUUUUCACUAAGGAGGAAAUACCUCAUCAAGCUCCGCUCCAUUGUGCUGCUCAUUGUCAACCGGCAGCGCUACAUAAGAACGGUGGUGGAGCCCGCGAGGAAGGCUGAGGAGGAUCGCGUCAAUAGAGAAGUGGUGAAUGUCACCACACUGCCCAUCCCCGCUGAGCUGGCGGCCCUGCUGCAGGCGGCUUCAGGUGGAGCGGAGCUGCACUCGGACUGCUUGGCGCUCGUCCAGGCUCCAAAGGUUCAGGUGGACCCACAGCUGACCUUGCCUCUGGACAUCAACAACUACCUCAUGACUCAUUACAUCCGCGCCAUAUUUAGGGAGCCGUUGUUUGGGAUGCUGACAGCCCCACUGGAGAACUCUCUGACUCGAUUGGAUCAGGAGCUUACACAUGGAGCCCUCAACGUUUUUGUGCUGAUACUUCGCUUCAUGGGCGAUCCCGACCUGAACGGGGCUCAGGAGAAUCUCUUUGGUAACUACAUCAUCCAGAGAGGACUUGCCAAUCCCGACCUCCGAGAUGAGAUCUUUGCUCAAGUUGCCAACCAGGUGUGGAGGAAUCCCAACGUGCUGAAUUCCGAGCGAGGUUGGCUCCUGUUGUCCUCGUGUUUGUCCACCUUCCUUCCUUCUCAAAGGCUGACCAAGCACCUGCUCAAGUUCGUGUCCGAUUACGGCCCGGAGGGCUACGACUCAGUGUGUCAGCACCGUCUGCUCCAGGCUAUGCAGCGGUGGAGCGUGGGGCCGGAGUGCGUGCGCACAUACCCGCCCUGCCUGCUUGAGUGGACCGCCAACCGCAAGAGAGCGCACACGGUCCUGCACGUGCACUCCUUUGAUGCCGUGUCCGUCCUUUGUCCUGUGCACUCAUGGACUACCGGGGAGGAGGUGGCCAAAGACAUUCUAGCACACAGGGGUGUGACAGAGGGUCGUCGGGGGUGGUCCAUUCUGUUGAAGGAGUCUGCCCAGUUAGUGGAGCUGGAGGGGUCAGACCACGUCCUGGACCUGAUGUCAGACCUGGAGCUGCCGGCAGACUUCCCUAAACACAGCAGCUACUUCAUCAUCUCUGCACAGGAGCCAGGCAGAGUCAGGCCCAAUGCCAGCAUAAGUCUUCUGGGUGGCGGUUUUGACGGCAACGAUGACGUCAUGUCGUCAGCCAUCAGCGCCUGUGAUGGAUCGGCGAGCCAGGAUGCAGAGCCUCAGCGAGGGAUGGAUCGUUACCUGGACAGCCUGUUUGAACCCGUGCUGUCUGACGGGACAGCGGAAGUGGACUCUGCCGCCGUUCUCUCCAGCAGGAUGAAGGGUGCCGGGGGAGUUGGGUGGCGCGACCAGGACCAGUCCGGUGGCCCCCCACCUCCACCUGGAGCCGUACGCGUCCUUCCUGUGGGGGGUGUGAUGUCGCCCCCUGUUGUAGCAGUGGCCCCUGUGACACCUGAGGCCCAGCAGGCGGUUCUGGCGCAGCAGCAGCAGACCAUCGCCAACCAGCAGGCUGUCAUCACGGCCCAGCAGAUGACCAUGCAGGCCAUGGCCAUGGUCAGCCCCGUGUCCAGCCCCCCGACUUCACCCAUCACGAGCCCUCCCACCAGUCCCCAGCUCCACCAUCCCCCCAGCCCGUACGCCGCCGUCCCGCCAAGUCCGUACGCCAACAUCCCACCCAGCCCGUACGCCAACUUCACGCCAUCUCCCUACACCGCCGUCAGCCUCCCUUCCAGCCCGUACCCUCCUCCCUCGCAUCACCCGGCGGCGCACACUCCAUCGCAGCUCCCGGAUCGACCCGUGCCAGAGGCUCCGACACAGCCCCAGAACCCUCAGACGAACCCUGCUGGAACCGACAGAACUGGGUCGACGCCGCCGGAGAGUAAUUCGCCCGUGCAGUCAAAUAAGAAGGACAGCAUUCCUCGGAGAAGAGCCCCCACAAUUCCCAUCAACAAGAACAAACCUGCCAAAAAGUUUGCCCCAGUGGCCACGUCUCCUCCGCCCCCUGCUGGUGAGGUGGUGAAGUACUCGCCUUUGUCUACGGAGCACAUUGUGCCCAGCCAAGACAUUCAAGAAAUUAUCAAGAGGUACAACUCCCCACCGCCACCAUUGGAGGCCCUUCCACCUGGCAAAAGGAGACCAGAGGGUAAAUUCAAGAAAAAGCAAACCCCUCGUGAUGAAGCGCUGCAGAUCCUAAAGCCUCAAAUGGACAACCCUCCUGCUCCACAGCCUAAACGUCCGGUGGCCCCACCGCCUUCUGCUCCCGUGAUGAAGGACACCACUUUAAAGCCCAGCAAGAGCACCAAGACCAGACCGCCGGCUCGUCCGGUUCCGGUACCUCCACCAGUGUCUCGAGAGCUGCCAGUGGAAGCAGAGAGCAUCCAGACGCAACUGCAGCAGAGCAGCAACCAGGAAUACUACACCUACACCAAUGUACCCUGGAGACUUUACCUCAGGAAAGAGAUUUUUUAUCCCAAAGACAGCUUCAACGACCCACUGGUGCUGGACCUCAUUUUUAAACAGAUAGUCAACGACACUCUGUCAGAGGCAUGCGUCCGCAUCAGGCGUGAUGAAAGGCAGAAGAUGAAAGCUCUCUUUGACGAGCAUGGGGUCCAACAGAACAUGGAUCCAGUGGAGGAACAUGUGAAGAAAACCAUCGUCACGGCCGCUAGGGACACCUGGGAAAUCUACUUUUCUCGACUCUUCCCAGCUUCGGGCAGCGUGGGAACCGGCGUGCAGGUCAUGUCGGUGUCGCACAGCGGCAUCAAGCUGCUGAAGACCGUGAGGAGCAGCGCUGCAGCUCCAGACUACUUCCGAGUCCUCAGAGCCUACACUUUCGCAGACAUCCUGUUUGUGACCAUCCCGUCUGAGAACAUGCUGGAGUUCAACUUGACCAACGAGAAGCUCAUCCUGUUUUCGGCCAAGGCACCGCAGGUCAAACAUCUGGUGGACACCUUCAUCAACGAGAUCAAGAAGGAUUCGGACUACGUGAUCGCAGAACGGAACUUUGUGGCGGACGACCGCGCCAUGCUCAACUUCCAUAAAGGCGACAUCAUCAGGCUGCAAGUGCUGGAUGGGCUGGAGAAAGGCUACAGCUACGGCUGUGUGGUGAGGAAGAAAGUGGUGUUUUUGGAAGAGCUCAAGAGGGACACGCAGGACUUUGGUUGGAAGUUCGGCGCUGUGUUUGGACGCUCUGGUGCCUUCCCGGCCGAAUGCGUCCAUCCGGUAGCACCUCCAGACUUCCUGACCCUGCCGCUGGACCGCAAGACCGAGCCUCGAGGAGGGGCGGGUCAGUUUGCCGUGUCGUCAGCGGUGGCGGUGGCUGUGGCGUCCACCAUGGCAGCACAUGAGAUCGAUCAAACCAUCGAGGUGGGCUCCUCAUAUGUCCAGCCACAUUGUGACUCGUGGAAUGACGAUGACGAGUCUGUGUUUGCUGCUCAGAGGGUUUCUCUGGACGGCUUCGAUGGCGACGUGGACGAGAGGACCCUGCAGGACAGCAAAUACGACAUGCCAGAAUUUGCCAAGAAGUACUUCAGACAGGCAGCCAGUGGGAGGGGGGACUCCAUGAAGAACAAAAGCAAGAGCCGAGACUCCAGGGUACCUGAAGAAAUGGUCAAGUUCUCCAAGACUCCACUGAGCGAGUCUCUGAUAGAAUUCACUGACCCAACCAUGAACAGAGUGGCGGCAGACCUCUUUCUCUUGGUGAUGCGCUUCAUGGGCGACGCUCCGUUAAGGGGACUGACGGAACAGGAAGUGGUCAGCACGUUCCUCAAGCUGAUAGGAGAGUUCACCUUGAUGAGGGACGAGGCUUACUGUCAGGUGAUCAAACAGAUCACCACCAACACCAGCUCUAAACCUGACAGCUGCCAGCGAGGGUGGAGGCUGCUCUACAUCCUGACUGCUUUCAGUCGGUGCUCCGAGGUCCUCAAGCCCUUCUUGUUGAAAUACCUGACACAGGCCUGUCUCGGCGCCGGCGUACAGUAUCAGGGUAUCGCCAAAGCGUGUGAGCAAAACCUGAAGAAGACGUUCCAACAUGGAGGCCGCAAUGUUCCACCCGGCAACAUGGAGCUAAAAGCAAUGAUGGCGGGCAGAAGCUCCAAACGUCAGCUCUUCCUCUUUCCGGGAGGCAUCGAACGUCACGUGAAAAUCAAAACAUGCUCGGUUUCCCUGGAGGUGAUCGAGGAACUGUGUUACGAGAUGGGCUUGCACAGACUGGAGGCCAUCGAGGAAUACGCCAUAUUUUUGGUCACCAGCAGAGGUCAGAACGUGCGCCCUCUAAACAAGCACGAGUACAUCCUGGAUGUCGCCACGGAAGCCGAGGUCGUCGACAACAACUACAGCUUCUGGUUCCGAAGGGUGGUGUGGACUCAGCCUCUCAAGUUUGACAGUGAGCUCUACGUGGCCAUGCACUACAACCAGAUCCUGCCGGACUACCGCAAAGGUCUCCUCAACGUUCUUCCACACGGAACAGUGAGUGAUCAACAGUUCCAUCAGAUCUCCAAGCUGGCGGCCUUGCAGCACCGAGCCAAAGACAUCCUCUUCAUCCCCAGCAUACACGAGCUGUCGGAGUACAUCGCCGCGCCUCUCUUCAAAAAGCAGCCGCCCCAGCAGUGGGUUAUGAUGGCGACGCAGCACAUGCAGCAAGUGCAGACCCUGAGUCCGCACCAGGCCCGAGCACAGUUCCUGGGUCUGAUCAGUGCGUUCCCUAUGUUUGGCUCGUCGUUCUUCUACAUCCACAGCAGCAGCUCCACGUCAUUUUACGCCCCUUGUAUUGUUGCCGUUAAUCAAAACGGUCUCCACUUCCUGCACAAAAGCACACACGAAGUGAUGGCUACGGUCCCCCUGGUGGAGGUGCAGGCCAGCCGCACCCAGAGGCCCUCUGCUGGAUCUAGUUACCCCUACGUGGACCUCACACUGGGUGACAUGGACGCACAGCGGCUCAUUCAGCUGCAGCUGGAGCAGGGCCUGGAGUUGUGUCGAGUCAUCGCCAUGCAGGUGGAAAACAUGAUGUUGGUGCGUGAAAAGAGGCUCACCCUGCCGCCCAGCGAAAUCACCAUGCUGUAGAGCGCGUGCAUGCAAUCACACUCACGUUUCUCAAACUAGCAGCAGAUCAACACGCAUUCUUGCUACCGCCACAUGUUUACGCACUGGACACAUUAGGCACACCUGCACGCAGAUAGAGCAAAUUACAUCUUAGAUACUGAGGCUGACUUUAAAUAUCAAUUUAACAGUAUUUGUAUGUUUGAUGGGACUUUGUCGAUUAAGUAGCAGGAUUACUCAAAAACAGCAUCUUGAAUUAGCGCCAAUUGGAGCAAUGACCCACUACAUUAACCAGCAGGAGCUGGUUGUAAUGCCAAUUACUGCCACCUAAAGGACUGGAGUGGAAGCAUCUUAUUUAGCCAUGAAUUGACUAUUUUCUAAUGCUAAACUUAUAUUUUCUGUCAUCUUUUUGUUUAUAAUCAUUUAUUUAAACUGCGCAAGUGUGCCUAAUGUUAUGGUCGGUGAGGGUAUAACUAUGCAUAUUUGUACCACUUGUAUUGAAUUGCUCAAAUGUACUGUAAAGUAAUAUCAGGACAAAUUGCAAACCAAUGUACUUUUAUUUGCUGAUUCAAUAUGACAGAUAGAGUGUAUAAAAGUGGUUGAAGUAUUUUGUAUCUUUUUAAAUUAUUUUUUAAGUCCUUAUUGACAUUGUUUUCAGAAAAGUCUAUUAUAUCUGCUCUGUUUUGUAAAAUAGUGUUUUAUGAAAAUAAAUUCAGUGGCAACACACUUAUAUAA
Messenger RNA from Doryrhamphus excisus (bluestripe pipefish), 9485 nucleotides. NCBI's taxonomy places the organism in Eukaryota, Metazoa, Chordata, Actinopteri, Syngnathiformes, Syngnathidae. The record is from RefSeq and is a predicted model, not a curated record.